UCACGAGUGCCAUUAAAAUCCUUUUCUUAAGCACUGAAUCAGAAAUAAAGUAAAACUAUUUACGAUUCUUUGGUAGAUCAUAUCUAUAAACAAGCAAAAGCAACAAGCAAGCAAACAAACAAAAUAGAUAAAUGCAUAAAAAUAAAGAAACGAACGACAGCACUGGGUCUCAACUACUUUAAUGUGUUGCGUUCUAGUUUCAUUGGAUUUCCGCACACUUCAAUGACGCACGCGGAAGUGCCGCCAAAACUGCUCUCGUAGCGUAAUUAUUUUUCAAACAUGUAGGGACAUGAACGUUAGACAACUAAGUUUAUUUUACACAGUAUGCUCGUUGCCAUUCUUCAUGGCCAUUAAUAAGUAAGGCGUCGUUUUCCUUUUUUAAAAAAAAAAAAUUGUAUUUCAUUUAGCUAAUUACAGUUAUCUAACCCUAUCUAAAAUCCGCAUAUCACGGACAAGAGAACUACGAUAUCAGAGUUGUAUCAACUAAUAAGAUAAUUGAAUCGAGAUAGCUUUCAACAGACUAUCAAAAACGAACAGCCCUUCAGAGCUCCACCGUUGAGAAUGGAGAAUGCGGCUGCAUCCACCAAAGAAGAGGGCUUCCUCACCAGGAUGGCACUUAACGAUAACAAGGCUGGUAUGGAGGGUCUUGACAGAGACAAGAUCAAUAGGGUCAUCAUGGAGGCAUCCAAGGGAUCCAAGUUUUACGAGAAUGAGCUGAAGAGAGAGCAGCAGGUGAAUCAGCGCAUUGAGAAAAUGAUGCUCCAAAAGGCACAAAUCACAGAACAGCAAUUAAAGAAAGCACAAGUUCAGGUGGAGAAGAUGGCCUCGGCCCUGGAGAGAAGUCGUGAUCUAAGCCGUGUGAUUGUGCAUGUGGACAUGGAUGCUUUCUAUGCUGCUGUGGAGAUGCGAGACUGUCCUGAGCUGAAAGACAAGCCCAUGGCUGUGGGAUCCAUGAGUAUGCUGUCAACAUCUAACUACCAUGCCAGGAAAUAUGGGGUUCGAGCUGCCAUGCCUGGGUUCAUUGCAAAGAAACUCUGCCCAAACUUGGUCAUUGUUCCAGUUAACUUUGAUAAAUACAGAGCUGUGAGUGAUGAGAUCCGGGAGAUUUUUGCAGACUAUGACCCUCACUUCCAGCCACUGAGCCUAGAUGAAGCCUACCUGGAUUUUACAGACCACCUGGAGCAGAGGCAGAGUUGGCCGGAGUCCUCACGUAUGCACCGCUACCGCACCACAAGCAUCGCUGCAGAUGCAAAGCUGAUUGAACCUCUUAAAAAGGAAGAAGCAGAGCUAAAAGACCUCUCUCCAGUCCUGUUUGAGGAUACUCCAAACUCUUCUCCCCGCCUGCUGGGUCCUGAGGGUUCUGGUGGUGGUUCUGAGGUUUUUGGGACAUCUAUUGAGGAGGCUGUGAGAGAGAUGCGCUUCCGCAUUGAGCAAAAGACCACCCUGACUGCUAGUGCAGGAAUUGCUCCAAACAUGAUGCUUGCCAAGGUAUGCAGUGACAAGAACAAGCCCAAUGGACAGUACAGACUUCCGCCCACCAGAGAGGCGGUCAUGGAAUUCAUCCAGAAUCUUCCAGUUCGCAAAAUUUCUGGGAUAGGGAAGGUGAGUGAGAAGAUGCUGAAUGCUCUGGGUAUCAGCACCUGCCACCAUCUCGGCCAGCAGAUGGCACUCUUGUUGUUGUUGUUCUCGGAGACAUCUUGCCAUCAUUUCAUGCAGGUUUCUCUGGGUCUGAGCUCCACACAUAUACCCAGGCAUGAAGAAAGAAAAAGCAUGAGCACAGAGAGGACAUUUAAAGAGCUCAGUAAAACAGAGGAGCAGCUGUCUUUAUGCAGGGAGAUUUGUGAAGAUCUGGCAGAGGACAUGAAGAAAGAAGGUCUGAAGGGUAAGACUGUUACACUGAAGCUGAAGAACGUGAACUUUGAGGUGAAAACCAGGGCGCAGACACUCCCUUAUGCUGUUGCUACAAUGGAGGAGAUCUUUGCCGUUGCUAAGGACCUACUGAAAAUGGAAAUAGAAAAUGAAAGCCCCCAGCCACUCAGACUGAGGCUCAUGGGUGUUCGAGUAUCUGCCUUUUCCAGUUUGGAUGAUAAAACGCCCAUGCAGAAGAGCAUCAUUGGCUUUCUUCAGCCAGGAAGAACAAACUGUACUGACUCCUCCCAAGGAAAUCAUCAAAAACGUGAAAAAGAGCAGCUCUCUGAUCACCCCUCCCUGCUUCUGCAACCCCCUUCAGUACAGAAUGGCCAGAAAAAAGAGGAACUCCGCUGGCAGAGUAAGCAGAGGGACUCUGGCGGAAGUCAGGCUGGUGAGGAAUCACAACAGUCAUUCUUCCGAAGGGCUCAUGCCAAAAGGCUGCAACUCCAGGCGGCAGAUGCAGAUGCAAGCACACAACAGGAUGGAUGUGGGGAAAAGACUUGUGUGACUGCUUCUAUAAGCACUUCUUGUAAAGAGAGUGUAGAGUCAUCGACAAAAGCAAGAAAGAGUAACUAUGCUGGGCCAGGAUUCUCAGAAGAUGAAUCUACUUCUGUCUGGGCCCUUGCAUCCACAUCAGGCUGUGCAGCACAGUCAGAAACCCUCACGUGUCCAGUGUGUUUCAGGCAGGUGGAGACAACCGAUUUAAAUGUCUUCAACGCUCAUGUAGAUGUCUGUCUUAAUGACGCUGCUAGCAAACCAAAGAAGAGCACAUUUUCAGACGAAGAGUCAGUUUUGGAUCCAGAGGAGGAACGUCAAGGAUGUGAAGGACAGCACAAACAGGCAGAGGAUGAGGUUGAAGAGGAGCAUUUAAUAAACGUUGAAGAGCUGGAGUUGGGCAGUGUUUAUGUUCGGAAAGGCCAAUGCACCUUAAAGAACAACUCGGUUCAAAAGGUUUUGCUGAUUAAAGGUGACAACAAACCCGUGACCUCACAGCAACCUCAGUCAUGUCACAGUAAAAGUCCCGUCCUCCGCUGCCCAGUAUGUCAGCUGACCCAAGACACCGAUGACCUCACUGUCUUUAACCACCAUGUUGACCUCUGCCUGAACCAAGAGGUCCUACAUGAGCUCAGGGGACAGACGACAUUUACCAUAAAUCCAUCUGCAGUUAAAAAUAGUAAGACCACAGAAAAAGGACUUUUCCUACCACAGCAAGCAAGUAAAGGCAAAGGUAAAAGACGUGACUCGCCUUCCUCUCCUCCCUCAAAAAAAGCUAAAAGCCAAGGUCUCUGCAACACCAUAGACAAGUUCUUCAGGUGACAGUGUGCAUGUCGAUCUGGAUGAAGCAAGCAAGCCUUUAAGUGGGCAGCAGCAACAUGCAACUCUUCAAAGCUUAUGAUUUCACUGGACAGGUCAUAUUUAUGCAAUGCACAAUCCUUGCACACAAAGCCAAGUUCUGUGUUCUCCUUAAAAAGCUGCUAAACAAGAAGCUAAUCACUUGCACCUAUUAUGCCUUUUUUAUAAGCCAUACACCAAUUUAAAUACAUUUUCAACAGGUUUGUUGUAAUUUCAGCAAAGUAAUAAGGAUAGUGCCAAUUUAAUCUUUUCUGCAGUAAAGUUGUCAUUUUAAUCUAUGCUAAAUGGAGCUCGAGAGUAUUUACUAUCCACUACCGAGCUGUGAAUUUUAAUUUUAAGAAGUUAUUUUAUUUUUGUAUUUUAGCACUUUCCUAUCAUAUUUAGUUAAUUUAUGCUGUCAGAAUUUAUAAUGAAAGUUUCUAUUAUGUAAAUUGUUGCAAUGAAUAAAUAAAUUAUUGUGCCUAAACACUCAAGUGUAGUG
Molecule: messenger RNA, 3745 nt
Organism: Melanotaenia boesemani (Boeseman's rainbowfish)
Lineage: Eukaryota; Metazoa; Chordata; Actinopteri; Atheriniformes; Melanotaeniidae
Gene: polk
Product: polymerase (DNA directed) kappa
Exons: 14
Coding region: 562-3228 (888 amino acids)
Biological process (GO): error-prone translesion synthesis
Cellular component (GO): nucleus
Molecular function (GO): damaged DNA binding; DNA-directed DNA polymerase activity
Source: RefSeq, a predicted model, not a curated record